Molecule: messenger RNA, 4197 nt
Organism: Odocoileus virginianus texanus
Lineage: Eukaryota; Metazoa; Chordata; Mammalia; Artiodactyla; Cervidae
Source: RefSeq, a predicted model, not a curated record
AUGAACGGCAAGAGCGGGGUUUGGAGAAAGUCUGAAAUCAGGCCUGUCUCCCUGGAGAGCCCGAGUCCUGCGGCGCUGGCUCUGCCCUGGGGGGCGGGGGGCGCCCUGCACCCGCAUCACGCCGCGGCCGGCGGCCUGCACUUCGACGACCGCUUCUCCGACGAGCAGCUGGUGACCAUGUCGGUGCGCGAGCUGAACCGGCAGCUGCGCGGGGUCAGCAAGGAGGAGGUGAUCCGGCUGAAGCAGAAAAGGCGGACCCUGAAAAACCGCGGCUAUGCCCAGUCCUGCCGCUUCAAGCGGGUGCAGCAGAGGCACGUCCUGGAGUCCGAGAAGAACCAGCUACUGCAGCAGGUCGACCACCUCAAGCAGGAGAUCUCCAGGCUGGUGCGCGAGAGGGACGCGUACAAGGAGAAGUACGAGAAGCUGGUGAGCAGCGGCUUCCGAGAAAACGGUUCGAGCAGCGACAACCCGUCCUCUCCCGAGUUUUUCAUGUACCCAAGGGAAUCCUCUACAUCAGUGAUGUGAAAAUUCCUGUUGCCCGAAGUCAAAGAGGUACAUCUUAUUUCUGAUUUGCAUGUGCUUGUUUUAAUGCAUUUUCCAUGAGGGAGCAAGCAAGCGAGUGAGGAAUGUGGAUAACUCUCCAGGUGUGAAAGCCUCCUGCUCUCGGAGCCGUAGUGUCUGGGUUUCACGCGUACAUCGGUGGUGAUGCCAGAUGCUGAGGAGAAGGCUGGCGACUGCGAGACCAGCAUGCAUGCCUUUCUGUCCUGUUGUUAUCACGGAGGCGGGGGUACAGAGCUCUCGGCCAGUCUGAGCGGAUCUCAGACCUUCAGCCUGAACCAGCAGGAGUCUCUUGACUCCCAGAGAGCUGCCCGGUCUCUGCCUCAAUGUCAGACCAUCUGGGUGAAUCUGUACCAUUAGAAUCUGUGGUCGCUGGCCGGCUUCACAUAACCAUUCCAAAUUUACAGUCUCCUAUAACUCACUCCAUGCUCACAUUUGGAAAAGUUAGUGUAAUUUCAAAGCACAUUGUGUCUCUCCUCUGCAUCCAAAUGUGAGUUUGGAGCCACUCCCCACUAGGCUGAAGGAGGAUAUGGGGGUCAGAAAUCUGAUUUUCAUUGACAAAAAAAAAAAAAAAAUUGAAAUUAAGCUAUUUAAAUGGGUUUUCAACUACAGGAUUCCCAGGGUGAAUUUAAUUAUGAAUCUUCCUCAUUUGGAGAACCAGACCAACACUCUUACACCAAUAAUUAUUUAGCAUUAUGGUUUUAUGUAUUCUUGUUACCUCUUAUUGGCUAAUGGAAUGAAGUUUGAUUUUUUUAAAAUGAAAUUUGCUUGCUGAGAAAUUUGCAUGAAAUAUAGCUUUUGGUUUAAGUCACACUGUCAAAUUGCUACUCUUUGCCAAGGAGACACUUUAAGAAUACAGUGAAUUGAGGAUGUCAGAAAACAGACCCACAUUUCCCCCCAACUCUUCAAACAUGGUAUCUGAUUACUUACUUUUACAUACUGUUACUGGGAAAGUCUUUGAGUAACUGGACUGUGACUGUUUAACAUGAUUUCUUUCCUAGCCUUAAACAAAAUUAACAUUUUCUUUAAUAGUUCUCAUAUGUAGAUUUUUAACUCAGUGUAUACCAUUGGGAUUAAUUUGUGUGUUCUUGUGUGUGCAUGCUGUACCUAAACUUUAUCCCUUUCUUCUCUGACUUUAUAAUUGCAGUUUGAAAGCCAUCUAUUAAAUAGGAUGAUCUAACCCACCAGGCAGGUUUUGUUACACUGAAACCAUCCAUUUUGAGCAAAGAGUUAAUGAACUUUUAAGGCAAGGUUCACAUGGGUCUUGACCCCCCCGGUAAUAUUUCAUAUACGGUUACUUGUGGGAGAGAAAUCAAAUUUCAGCUGUGAACAUGAUUGACAGGUGAAAACUGGGAAGAGAGAGGCAUUUGGCCAGAUGGGGACGUUGGGUAGGAGAACAAUUCCUCAAAGUUACUCUGUGAUAUUAGAUAUUAUAACCGGAUAUAUGAAAAGUUUAAUAUGUGAUACUCUUGGGAGAGUUACUUAGUUUAUUUUCAGAAAGUCACUUUGGUUAAGAGAUUUCAGUCCUGGAAGCCAGAAAUGGGCAACCAGUAGUUUUCUGCUCUCCUGUUGAUUUCUGUUAUGUACAACUUCAUGGCUUAUUUCUGGCCAUUUUCUAGAUGAGAGUCUGAGAAUUAGAUUAGAAGCCAUUUGAGGAGGCAUUUAAUUACCUUUUAUUUAUUCUCAGAAACAUAGUCUAGAUUAUUGUUCUUGGUAUUAUUACAAAAUAGUGAUCCUAAGGGCUGUCACCAACAGAUGAAAUGCUCCAUUUCUGUAGCAUCUCUUGAUCUUAACAUUUUCCACUAGUGCAUGCUUCAGCUUAAUACACGCAAGUCUGCCCAAGUGCGUGAUUUGUCAAGGUCGUGCCUUCUAAGGAAGGCCUUCUAACAUGCCAAGACAACAGUGCUCUCACAGUGCUCUCUGAUGUCAGUUUUUCCAUGGUAGCACCCCUGGGUCAGGUGUCACGUUAGCAUCAUUGCCAUGGAAACAGGUGAUGAUGUUGCGUGACCCUAAGGCCAAGGGUGCCUUUGGAAUUCACCUCAGAGGCUGUCUCUUAGGGUGAAUUGUCAAAAGGAGACUAACAGCUACUCAUAGCUUGCACCAAAAUUGAAAGCAGGUAGGCCUUUAAUACACGCUCUUUCGUCUUGUGUGCUGAAACACUAAUUUCAGGGGGAGGUGGUGGACCUGAGCCAGCUGAUGUGUCUGCUCUACCGUUACAGAUGUUCCUGACAUUCUCUCAGACCCACCUGGAUGCAUCCGAGUCUUAACAGAGCCGCCCUGGGCAGGGCAGGUGGGACACACACACACACAGGGGAGAGGCCUGUUGGUAGCUCUCCCGCUGCCCGUGGGAGAUUCCUCAUGGAAUCUGUAUAAACAGCUCUGCCCCGGGUUCUAAGUGCCCAUCAGGUUUUCUCUCUCCCCAAUCUCACAGUUAGCUGGAAAUGUUUUAUGCUGACUGCACCAUCGCCAAUGUGAAUUCUAACCAACGUAAGGGAGGCUUUACUCUGUUACGAGCUGGGUUAUAAACAAAAACACAGUAAAAGGACUCCGGAAUCUCGUUUCUAUUUUGUAUAACGCGUCCUCCCACAUUGCUGCCCGUGAUCACCCAGAUAUAAAAUGCAAGCAUGGAUGCCUGAUGUCCAGUGUCCACGUGGGCUCCUGAGCACAGCUGUUUAAUUCAGACAUAGAAUUACAGAUGCUGUUACUGUUAUUUCCCUCGCAGAGUCCAUCAACGUAUUUUAACAGAAAUGGUGAAUCAGGUGUUCUCAGGCAAAGGCCGUGUGAAACACACAGGACGCAAGUGUUCCCUUAUUAUUGCCUGUGUUUGAAAAGCCCGCGUGAGAACAGUGGCUGGUCUGGACCCUGGCUUCACUGCAGACCCUUCAGGGCCUCCCAGUGCUCAGCUUGCCGAGUAAGUGCCCCACCACGGAGGCCAGCAAAGAGUCGGGUGCUGUCUGGCAUGCAGAUUUGGAGAGUGGACCAACCCCUCAGAGAUUCCAGGAGUGUGUCUUAAGCAGAUGACAUCACAGUAUGUGCUGGUACUGAGAGAGGAAGGGGAAAUAAUUCUGUUUAAACUGUUUCAGUACUGGGGCUUCCCUUAUCAAAUUGUUUGCUCUUGUUGUUUGUUUAGGUAGCCACCCCCACCCCCCUUCCCACACAAGGCUGCUUGAUGUCCUUUCUGUGGACACUGGCCCCACUAGUGGGCAGGUUUAAUCAAUCAAUUAUGGCAAAGCACGUACAGGGCAACCAGCUUAAUGAAGUCCCAUUAUUUUCAGUGGUCCUUAGGAUGCUAUUGAAGGGGCUAUCUUAAAGAAAGAAACAUUAUGCAUUUGGUGGGGGCAGGUGGGCAGGGGGGAGAAGGGUUUUUGCACACGAGUAUAGCACUCGUUAUUUAAAACAAAAUGAUGCUUCUGUCAAGAGCAUUCCUUCUAAAAGCACACAUUCAGUCACCUGCCAGAAUCUCAGAUUUAUUGCUGCCGUUCACAGAUGCCAAUGUUGAAGCUCUCUUCGCCUCCAGCUUGCUGAGUCUUUCAUUUCCUCGAUCCAAAAAUCACUGUAAAGUUGUUGUUUAGUGUCUGCAUUUUUUGCUUUUCCUGGCACCUAAUGAAAUUAUCAGCAAUAAAUGAGCUAUGCAUAAGG